This is a messenger RNA of Xenopus laevis (African clawed frog), 1569 nucleotides long. RefSeq names its product exosome component 9 L homeolog (gene exosc9.L). Gene Ontology annotation, cellular component: nuclear exosome (RNase complex); cytoplasm; exosome (RNase complex). The record is from RefSeq and is marked provisional. Gene Ontology annotation, biological process: rRNA catabolic process; TRAMP-dependent tRNA surveillance pathway; exonucleolytic trimming to generate mature 3'-end of 5.8S rRNA from tricistronic rRNA transcript (SSU-rRNA, 5.8S rRNA, LSU-rRNA). NCBI's taxonomy places the organism in Eukaryota, Metazoa, Chordata, Amphibia, Anura, Pipidae. Gene Ontology annotation, molecular function: mRNA 3'-UTR AU-rich region binding.
GGCAACACAUGUUUGAUUAGAUAGAACUGUGUAGGUGCCGAUGAGUCUAUAGUUAUAUGAUUUGCCGCUGUGUGUUACAGACAUGAAGGAGACGCCGCUGUCCAACUGUGAGAGGAACUUUCUUCUUCAGGCAAUUACUGAGAAAAAGCGUCUUGAUGGCAGGCAGACCUAUGAUUACAGGAAUAUUAAAAUUGCUUUUGGAACAGACUAUGGCUGUUGUAUUGUGGAGCUUGGAAAGACCAGGGUACUUUGCCAGGUCUCCUGUGAAAUCGUUGCCCCCAAGAUGAGCCGUCCUACUGAGGGAAUACUUUUCUUCAAUCUUGAGAUUUCCCCAAUGGCAUUUCCAGGUUUUGAAAUGGGGAGGCAAUCAGAAUUGUCUGUAAAAUUAAAUAGAUUGUUGGAGAGAUGUUUGCGGAACUCCAAGUGCAUAGACACAGAAUCUCUCUGUGUUGCUGCUGGCGAGAAGGUAUGGCAGAUACGUGUUGAUCUGCACUUGUUAAACCAUGAAGGAAACAUCAUUGAUGCAGCAAGCAUUGCAGCUAUUGCAGGAUUGUGUCAUUUCAGGAGGCCCGAUGUGUCUGUCCAAGGGGAAGAGGUCACUGUGUACACUCCAGAAGAACGUGAUCCUGUGCCUCUCAGCAUCCAUCACAUGCCAAUUUGUGUCAGCUUUGCCUUUUUUCAGCAAGGAAUAUACUUGUUAGUAGAUCCCAAUGAACGCGAGGAGCGGGUUAUGGACGGCUUACUGGUGAUUGCAAUGAACAAACACCGUGAAAUCUGUACAAUUCAGUCCAGUGGUGGGAUUAUGCUGCUUAAAGAACAGGUUCUGAGGUGCAGCAAGGUAGCAGGUGUGAAGGUGGGAGAAAUAACAGAGCUCAUUCAAAAGGCCCUGGAAAACGAUAAAAAGGCCAGGAAAGAAGGAGGCAAGUUUGGAUUUGCAGAAUCUCUACCGGAUAAAAGAAUAACUGCUCUAAAAAUGGAAAAAUCUUCCGUUGAUACAACAGAUGUGGAAACCAAGGCCGAGAAGAUAAUAUUGGAUGCUGAUCCUCCAUGUAGAGUCAUUUCUAAACCAGUAGUAUGGACUGAAGGAACAGCCCAGAUUGGGGAGGGUCAGGGAAACACAUGGGGCCAAAUUGACGAAUCAGAAGAUGAUGAGGAUGAUGAAGACUCUGCCCCUGAAAGCCCAGUGGUUGAGAUUCAAUCAAAGAAAACAAGUUUAAAUGAUGAUGUUGUGACACUGUCGGAUAGUGAAGAAGAAGAUGUAAUAAUUCUACAGCCUGAGAAACCAUCACAAAUAAGAGUCACGGAACAACAAGCAUGUUCAGCAAGUGAUAUAUCCAGUGCGAAGAAGAAGAAAAAGAAUAAAUCUGCACAAAAGUGAUCUGUGGAUAGCACUCAAAGCGAGAAGCUUGAGAAAUGUCUGAUUCCAGUAGCUUACAGACCGAUGUAUAUUGUUUUGGCAUAGAUGAAUGCUGUUAAAUCAUAUGUUUGCCUUCAACAACAGUCUGCAAACUGUCUCUCACAGACUAGCUUUUUUUAUUGAGUAAAUGUAACAUUUGACAGGUAAAAAAA